Messenger RNA from Magallana angulata, 1472 nucleotides. RefSeq lists its product as uncharacterized. NCBI's taxonomy places the organism in Eukaryota, Metazoa, Mollusca, Bivalvia, Ostreida, Ostreidae. The record is from RefSeq and is a predicted model, not a curated record. The coding region runs from base 440 to 1252 and encodes 270 amino acids. The transcript has 14 exons.
AGAUUGUACUGAACAUGGUUGUAGAUUCAUCCCUUGCGAGACUUGCGUGUAUCACGAUCAUAUCGAUAAUGAAACUCAGCUGCAUCCGUUUAAAACUUGUGGGCUAAAGGGAGAAUGCAGUUACAUUGAUGCCAUUUGCUGUCACGAUUAUCAUUGCAUAGAUAAACUAUUUGGAACAAAUUUUCAAAGCACUCUGUCGACAAUUCAAUCAACAACCAAUGCAAGCAUCACAUCAAAAACAACGGACCGAGCAAGUACUACAAAGGCGCAUGCAUUAUCCCAUGCUACAACAAGUCAGCCUUCACAUCACGUAUUCAGCGCUGCAACUUCAACGUAUAGGACUAUCACAACAAGGCAACAAUCAACUGCACCACCUACAACAACGUCAUCAACCAUUGGAACAAACAACAGUUGUGUUGAUGAGCUGAAGAACUGCGCCAUGUUUAAAAGCAUGGGUGUAUGUCAUGCAAGGCCUCAGGAAGGAACCAAGUACGACAUUGCUUUCCAGUGUAAACAUACAUGUGAUCGAUGCAAUGAAACAUACGAACAUUUAACAACUGUAUCUUCAACCAUUCCUACCACCAUUGGAACUACCCAGGCAAAUCCAACCAGCACAGAUGGACACAUACCUUGUCCUGUUUGUACUAAUAAUAUAUGUGAACAUUCGAAUACAAUUUCAUGUGAAGUUUGUCAAAUUACUUUCAAUCAUCAGCCACAACCACAAAACGCAAAAUGCUUGAAUAGGGGACAGUGUUUUGAAGACGAUAGUAACCUUUGCUGCACUGAUUUGGCAUGUGCAGAAAUCAUCUUAAAACAUCUUGACGCAGUCACAAAUUACCCACUAAUCCAACCAGAAACAUACGAACCAUUAACAACUCUAGCUUUAACCACUCCUACCACCAUUGGAACUACCCAGGCUCCCAUUCAUUGUCAAGUUUGUGGAGAUUAUGACAGUAACAUUCCUUGUGAUCUAGCGAGUGUAUACAGGGGGCCAUUUGUUGCUUGUACGGAAGGAGCGUACUGCAUGAACGACGUUGUUCGUGAACAAGGCAACGUUAAAACUUUUAAGAGAUGUGUAAAUGAGACGGUGUGUAGGAACUUGUGGAUGUCACAGACGUCUGACAAGGACUACUGUACCAAUUAUGGCAACGUGAUGGUUAGUGGCGACUACUCUUGUCACUACUGCUGUACAACAGAUAGGUGUAACCGUGGACUAAUCCCAGAUCCUUCCACUUACUACAUCAAAGCCUAAAUUGUGUUUUCCGUUCCUAUAUAUAAAAAUAAAAGUCUCGCAAUUUAAUUGACAUAUUUUUUUCAUUUCUGACUUUAGUUCUUAAUUUAUGAAAAUAAUUUUUCUUUGUAAGAUUAGUUCUGAUAUAAUUUCAAGUAUAAAAAAUGUUCAUAUAAAAAGGGGUAAUCUACCAGUGUCUUCUGAAUUAUUUGUGUAGCUGAUAAACGUUUCUAAAUAAAGA